CAUCAUUCCGUGACUUCAACGCGCCGUGACUGGAGACACUUAGUCCACACACUUCCUACACUUCGAAUUUCAAUUCAACGCCCAAGAUGUCCAAGCUUAGCCUCAUCCUGUUGUCCGCCCUGCUGGGCUGCCUUGUGUCCGGUGGAGCGGCUGGAACAAUACGUGUGGAUACCACCGGCAUCCAGGUGGUGGAUGAUAUCCAUGUCUUUGCCGCCCAGUACCCGGGUCUGCAGAUCCAGCAGAUGGAGAAGGAGAUCGUGCCGGGCAAGGCCCGUGUCGGAAGCCAGACAGUGCGCUACAACAUGGGAGCCCGCAUUCCCAGCGACGAACUGGUGGCCCAGACAGCCGACACCUACGAGUUCCCACGGGCGCAAGAUGUGAGCCUGCAGCUCACCUAUCCGGAGAACGGCAAGGGUGCCAUCGUGUCCUACGUGGAGCUGCUGUGCACCCAGGACAGCAGCGAGGGCACUGCCUACGUGGUCGCCGGAGGCAUCGGCCAGAGCUUGAUCUCCAUCGUGCUGGAGGCCAAGAACACCAAGAACUUCUCAUACCAGGCUCUCUACUACGGAAUCAACUAGGCAUUUGCAUUAGUUCCUCGCUAGCUUAAUUUUUUGUUGUUUUUAAAUGUGACUCCAAUUUUAAAUACAUAUGUACACAGGCAGACUAAAUGGGGUGCAGCAUCUGCGAUUACCUAGAUUUACGUAA
Drosophila mauritiana is the source of this 705-nucleotide messenger RNA. RefSeq lists its product as uncharacterized. The transcript has 2 exons. NCBI's taxonomy places the organism in Eukaryota, Metazoa, Arthropoda, Insecta, Diptera, Drosophilidae. Bases 87 to 578 code for a protein of 163 amino acids. The record is from RefSeq and is a predicted model, not a curated record.